AUGGAUUAUUCUACUAAUGUAACUUAUUUAAUUCUGACAGGACAUGUGGAGUUGGAGAAGUACAGAUAUAUUUAUUUUCUAGUUACACUUGUGGUCUUCCUGAUGACCAUCUGCUGUAACACUGUUGUCAUUUUUGUGAUAUACAUAAAUGAGAGUCUUCAUGAGCCCAUGUACAUUUUCAUCACUGCAUUACUCAUGAAUACUCUGGGUGGAUCAGCUGCUUUUUACCCCAAACUAAUGAGUGAUAUUUUAUCCAACAAUCUAAUUGUCUCCCUUGAUGCUUGUGUAUUUCAGGCAUUUUUCAUUUACACUUAUGCCAUGUCGGAGUUCAUGUUGUUGUCAGCUAUGGCCUAUGACAGGUAUGUUUCUAUUUGUAAACCUCUACAAUAUGCUUCUAUUGUAAAAAUGUCUACUGUGAAAAAGCUGAUAUUUUUGAGUUGCUUUGUUCCUAGUUGUGAAAAUGGUAUAGCUAUGCUAUUAAUAUAUCAGUUUAAACUUUGCAAUUUUAAAUUAAAUAGAAUAUACUGUAGCAAUUCUGCAAUUGCUAAACUGAGCUGUGGAGACAUUUAUGCUUAUAAUUCUUAUGGACUGUUCAUUUUCGUCAUCGCUGUAUUUCCACAAGUGAUUUUUAUAAUCUACUCAUAUAUCAGGAUAAUUGCUGUCUGUUUAAAGAAUUCAAAAGAUUUCAGAAGAAAAGCUCUACAGACCUGUUUACCACAUCUUUUAAUUUUCACAAGUUUUGCUGUCACUUCAUGUUUUGAAGUUAUAAACAGUAGAUUAGAAGGAAAAAUGGCUCACAUUAUUACCAUGAUCAUGUCAGUGGAAAAUCUGGUUAUUCCUCCUCUGUUAAAUCCCAUUAUAUAUGGACUGAAAUUGAAGGAAAUUUUUAAUAGAAUUAAAAGAAUCACUGGGAAGCAACAGGAACACUGA
Molecule: messenger RNA, 930 nt
Organism: Hemibagrus wyckioides
Lineage: Eukaryota; Metazoa; Chordata; Actinopteri; Siluriformes; Bagridae
Product: olfactory receptor 8H1-like
Exons: 2
Coding region: 1-930 (309 amino acids)
Biological process (GO): G protein-coupled receptor signaling pathway
Cellular component (GO): membrane
Molecular function (GO): G protein-coupled receptor activity; olfactory receptor activity
Source: RefSeq, a predicted model, not a curated record